Messenger RNA from Rhododendron vialii, 2861 nucleotides. RefSeq names its product pentatricopeptide repeat-containing protein At5g39350. Gene Ontology annotation, molecular function: protein binding; RNA binding. The record is from RefSeq and is a predicted model, not a curated record. The coding region runs from base 99 to 2138 and encodes 679 amino acids. The transcript has a single exon. NCBI's taxonomy places the organism in Eukaryota, Viridiplantae, Streptophyta, Magnoliopsida, Ericales, Ericaceae. Gene Ontology annotation, biological process: RNA modification.
UACUCCAGAACAUGGGUACACCAAUUAAUUUCUUCUAUAUCUACAAAGAUUGAUUUUUUUGUAAGUGUACCAAUACAAGCGUACCGUAGAGUAAAUUGAUGAAUGGGACAUCAAAGGCCGUAUCCAAAACGAAGCACCUCAUCACCACCCCCACCCCCACCACCACCAGCGCCGCCAAAUACGGCUUCCUCUUGCACCACUACGCCACCACCAAGUCCCUCGCCCCCACCACUCACCUCCACGCCCACCUCAUCACCUCCGGCCACCUCUCCGCCCGCCUCCUCCCUCUCCUCACUUCCUCCUACGCGGCGAGCGGCCACCUCUCCUACGCACGCAAACUGUUCGAUAAAAUGCCCGAACCGCCUUUACUCGCAUUUAACACCAUGAUAAGAGUGUACACAUUGAACGGCUCAUCGCGCGAGGCGAUCCAACUGUUUGUUGAAAUGCUCGCGGCGGGUUACCCCAGGCCCGAUAAAUUUACGUUCCCUUUUGUUGUCAAGGCGUGUGGGGAUUUGAAGUUGCUUGGUUUGGGUGUCUCGGUGCACGGUUUGGCUGUAACGGGAGGUGUUAAACUGGAGACGUUUCUGGGUAAUUGUCUGUUGGCAAUGUACAUGAAUUGUGGAGAGAAGGAGGUGGCUAGGAGGGUAUUUGACGCGAUGAUGGAGCGUAGUGAGGUGACUUGGAACACUAUGAUAAGCGGGUAUUGUCGGAAUGGGUUUGCUGAGGAUGCUUUGAAAAUGUUUAAAGAAAUGGUGGGAGAAGAGGUGAAGCCAAACAGUGCUACUUUGGUUUCGGUGUUGCCGGCUUGUGGGUAUCUGAAGGACUUGAAGUGUGGAAUGGAGAUUCUUGAAUUGGUGCAAGAGAGUGGUUUAGGGAGCUGUUUACCGGUGAGUAAUGCAUUGGUGGACAUGUUUGCGAAGUGUGGUUGUAUGACUGAAGCGCGGUUGGUUUUUGAUAAGAUGGACAAGAGGGAUGUGGUGACGUGGACUACCCUGAUCAAUGGGUACAAUUGGAACGGUGAUGGAAAAAAAGCUUUGAUGCUCUGUCCACUAAUGCUGUUAGAAGGUAUAAGGCCCAAUGCAGUGACUGUGCCUUCUCUUCUUUCAACUUGUGCUGAUUUGGGGCUUUUGAAGCAAGGCAGGUGCUUGCAUGGGUGGGUUUUGAGGCAAAAACUAGAAUCUGAUGUUUCCGUGGAAACUGCACUAAUUGACAUGUAUGCAAAAUGCAGUUGCAUAAUAGGAAGCUUCCGAGUGUUCGUAAAAACUUCAAGAAAAAGAACAGUUCCAUGGAACGCAAUUCUCUCCGGUUGUAUUCAUAAUGGACUGGCAACAGAAGCAAUUGCCUGUUUCAAAAAGAUGCUAUCGGAAUCAGUAGCCCCUAAUGCUGCAUCCUUGAACAGCCUGCUUCCUGCUUAUGCCAAGCUAGCAGAUUUGCAGCAAGCAAUGAACAUACAUGGUUACCUAAUAAGAUCAGGUUUUGUAUCUAAAGUAGAGGCUUCCACUGCUUUGAUUGAUAUAUACUCGAAAUGCGGAAGCUUACACUUUGCUCAUGAGAUCUUUAAUGGGAUUCCUGAGAAGGACAAGGAUAUCUUUUGUUGGAGUGCAAUUAUAGCCAGUUAUGGAAUGCAUGGGAAUGGUGAGAUUGCUGUUUCGCUUUUCAAUCAAAUGGUUCAAUUGGGAGUGGUACCAAAUGAAGUCACUUUUACUUCCAUUCUGCAUGCUUGUAGUCAUGGUGGUUUGGUGGACGAGGGUUUAGAUCUGUUCAAUUUCAUGGUUGGAGUUCACCAAAUGAGGCCUCGUUCGAAUCACUACACUUGUAUGGUUGAUCUUCUUGGUCGUGCAGGUCGGCUAGAGGAAGCUUAUGCACUAAUUACAACAAUGCCAUUUGAACCUAAUAAUGCUGUCUGGGGUGCAUUGCUUGGUGCUUGUGUGAUACAUGAGAAUGUGGAACUAGGAGAGUUGGCUUCAGAGUGGCUUUUUAAGUUGGAGCCCGAGAACACUGGAAAUUACGUGUUAAUGGCUAAACUUUAUGCUGCUGCAGGAAGAUGGAAAGAUGCAGAGAAAACGAGAAACAUGUUGGAUGGAAUCGGAAUAAGGAAAAACCCAGCUCACAGUUUGAUUGAGGUGAGAAAUAUGUAAAGUGGGUCAGUAUCUGUGGUGCUCAUCGUGGAAGGCUCUCGUUCAAGGAGUCAACUUGAAUAUGGCUUAAACGAGAAAAUUAGCACAAUGAGAAAUGUAGAAAGUUCCUACUGUAUCAAACAUCUUUCACCAACUAGAAGAGUAAUUGAGGGCAUAUGUUAAUGGUUGGAGUUGGUGCUUGGAUUGUUCCUUAUUUCUCUUUGCUCUAUUUGCACCUCGUUCAUUAGAGCCUUGUCAAAAGAGGAUACGGCCUAUCUGAGAAAGACUGCUUUGAUGCAGCAGAGGCAAGUAUACGAGAGUAUACUAAUUGCACAAAUUCAGCUUGAGCAGCUGAGACCCAUAUAUGGAUGGAUCAUGCAGUCAUGGUUGAUCAAAUCAAAGGUGAAGCGGCUUCAAUGCAUGUAAGUCCAGAAUAAAUUGAUGAGAAAUUUAGAAGAGACUGUGAAAUCAAGACUUUUCAUUACUUUUUGCUCUAUUCGGGUGCUUGCUUCCGGAAGAUGUUGUUCAGGAAAGGUAUAUUUUGACAUGUUUUUGUUCAGUUUUUAUUUCGAUGGAAAUCCAGUGCUAUCUCCCAUGUACUCAUACUAUAGGGAGUAGAAUGGAACAAAAUGUCUAUUUGCAUUCACUGAUCAGCUCAUAAUAGCAAAUUAGAGACAUUCCACUGCGUUUUGUAUUCACCGAUCAUUUCCUCCUCUGGAAAUUAUCUACGUUUUUUGGUUAUCA